GUCCUCUCUAUUUUGUGCAUAGAAGUCUCUUUUACACAGGAUUGCUUCUGCUCAGUACUUACAAACUCAGUUUCGGAGUUAUAUUCAUUAUUACAUCUCUAAUUAUUUAACUGUUUUUGGAUUUUUAAUAAUUUGUUUUAAAAAAUGUAUAUGGUGUAUUGUAAAGAUCCGAAUUGCGUUAAAUGUAAAGAAGCUUUAGAAGGACAAAUUUCUGAAGAGACUCAAACUAAAUAUCUGAAGACUGUUGAAGAAUUGUUAUCAUUGGAGCUGCUUUUAGCUGCUAAAGAAAAAGCAACCUGUCUAGAAACUUGUAGAAAGCUGAAAGAUGAAGUCCAUUGCAAGGUUAAUGGAUUGAUUGAUAUCUUGAAAGAAAGAGAGCAUGACUUGUGUAAUCAGAUCGACCUUGAGUAUGCUACUCAAGUGGCAAAAAUUGACUAUGAUGUAACUGUUACAUGUACUGACAAACUAUUGAAGAAAAAUAGUGAACCUGAAAAACUUCCUAUGAAAUUCCAGCCAAUCUUUCUUUCUGAUUUUGAUGAUCUGAAAAGGAAACUUCAAAAUUUUGGAUUUUUGGGUUGUGAAGCUGAAGAGCUUUUACCUACAAGUUUUGCUUCUCCAUUAGCAGUGGAUUCCACAGCUACACCUGUAUCUCGGAAAGAUAAAAAUUGUGAACUUCCUACACUAAAUGAAAAUUAUUUGAAAGAAUUGGAAAAGUUAGAUGGUAAAGUUGGAGAAUAUACUCAAAUGAAAAAUCCUGAACUUCUAAAAAUAAAUGAAGAGUAUGAAGAUUACUUGAAAGAAUUCCAAAAGUUUGAUGCUAAAGCUGCAGAAUAUACUCAAACAAAAAAAACUUCAACGAAAUUGGAUAAAAAAGAUAUAAAAGCAAUGAGCACUGAAGAGAAACUUUCAGAAGUCCUCAAUCUUGGAAAAGAGAUGAGUUCUAUGCAAUAUUUUCUACAAACAGCCAUGCUGGAUCAAAGGUUGAUGCAGCUUGGAGCAAACAAGAUUAAUAGAGAAUCUCCCAAACCUGCUGAACCGAAAUCUAAAGAUUCCUUUCAAAGCGAAGAAAGAGAAUCUCCAAAACUAACUGAACCGAAAUCUAAAGAUACAUUUGAAGGCUCAUUGGAUGAAGAUGGCAUAGAGUUUAUUAAUAGAAAUGAAGUUACUAAUAUUCCUUCUGGGUUCCCUCUCUAUCCCCCUUUGCCACCUCAACAAUCUUGGUUUGGUAUGAAGCGUCCGUCUUUUGUUUCUUUUUUGCCAAAAAAAGGUUCAAAAUGUGCAUGCUCUGGUAUUUUUAAAAAGAAAUCCCAUGGAUGUUCAACUACAUUGAAAAAUAGUUCUACAUCCUCUGGCUUUAAUACUGAAAAUGCAUCCAUCAAUGAUCAACAGCGAGAAUCUUCUAGCAUUGGAUCCAUUGGUGAAGACCCAUCUGCAGCUCUUCUUGCUUCUUUUGCAAAUUAUCUUGAGAAGAAUGAUGCAAGCGAUUGGCUUGCUCCUAAGAAAAGCUCUGAGCACUUGCUGUCUUCUGGAAAUAAUUGCAUUUCUUAUGAGUCAUUUGUUGAUAAAAAAGAUGCUGAUUUAUAUGAAUGGCUUCCUAAAGAAAAUAUGAUAAUGAAUUCCAAUUAGUUGUCACAAUAGCACAAUUGUAUAAUGUGCAAGAAAUAUUCUGCUGAAUGUUAGAGUGCAGAUUAAUUUAAGCCUUUCAGGGACUUAUUGUUUUUUUUUUUUUUUUUUUUUUUUUUUGUCUUUUGUUUCUAUGAAACCAAAGUUUGAUUGUAUAUAAAUUGAUAAAAGAUAUUUUUCCUUAUUGCCUUCAUUAGGCCAUCUUAAGAUCACCACCAAUCUAAACUUAUGGGAAAAGUGAUUUUAAAAUGAGAUGACCAUCCCUGAAAGGUUUUAUAUGUUAUUGUCAGAUGAUUACUGAUGGAUUCCAUACAAAUAUAAAACAUAUUUUGUUAAUAAUGAUUCAAAUAUUUCCGUACAGUUAACUUUUAUUGCUUUUUAUUUAUAUGUAGAAGCUUUUUAAUAAUCAAAACGACUUUCGUUGAAAAUAUUCUAUCACACGAGCAAGGCAUUUAUUUUUAAAGUUAAAUAUUUCAGUCUGGUGUUAUUUUAAUUUCUUAAGAUUUGUUUUGAAAUAUUGUGAUGCAAUUUCCAUUUUUUCAUAAAAUUCUAGUUUUAUUUUUAAAAAUUUAUAUUCAUUAACUUAACCAUGCAUCAUAUUUGCAUUACUGACAUAGACAUCAGUAGUUGUCGUAGUAUUGGUAGUAGCCAUUAAAUGUAAUUGCAUUAUUUUAUUCACAUUUUUUUACAAAUUGCAAAUCAUUUUAUAAAUUUCACUGCACUUUAUAAUUAAAAAAUAAUUUUGGCAUCAUUGGUUAAUUUUGUUUUAAGUAGUUGGUGUUAAGUAGUAAGGUGUGCUAACGUUGUUCAUACAAUAAUGUUUCCUGUCUUUUUGAUAAAUUAAUAGGGAAUUUCAAAUAGACAAAGAACACUAUCAGUAAACAGAAAAAAUGGGUCAAAAUCUAAUGCUAUCAUCCCUUUAGUUAAAAAAAAAUGUAUUCUGUAAGCUUUUAUUUAAAUCAUAUUUGUACACAAUGGAAACAUGAAUCUUUUUUGCAUGCAAGAUAAAUUGUUUCUUUAUUCCUAGAAUAAGGGUAAUUUGAUUGCCUGUUGAAAGGAAUAAUAUGUAAAAAUGUUAAUUAAUAUUUUUCUUAUUGAGGUUAUUAAAUUUAAAUUCUGGUUGCUUAGGCAGGGUGGAGUUUAUUUUUGUGAAUAUUAAGGUUAUUUAUUUAUUUUGAAUGUUAAUCUGUUGUCUGCCUACAGUAUCUAUCUGCUUAUUUAUUAUUAAAAAUUGCCUUACAAUUUAGGAUUUGGCUUAAGGUCACUAACUUUAUUCUUCCUCCUAAAGAAGUGUUGUGAAUAAUAAGGAUGAAAUUAAUUUGAAGCAAAAUAUUAGAAUCCUGAAGUUAAGUUUUAUUUCUAGUACAAACUGUAAUAGCUGCCAAUUAAAUGUUAUACAUUGUGAUAAUUUGAUUCAUGUAGAGUUUAGUUUCAUUGAAAAUUGAUAAAUUUUAUGUCAUUUGUAUUUUAAAUAAUUCAAAGAAUGGCUGUAAAAGUGUUCUUUUAUUAUAACUACAAAUGCAUAUAUAAAAAAACAAUAUCAUAUAUAAAGUUAAUGCUACAAUGCUCCAUUUUAUUGUAUUUACAGUUCAUUCAUAGAAUGUUGGGAUAAACAGUUUUAUUGGAAAUGUAAUGUUACAAUUUGUAAUAAAAUAAAAUAAUUUUCUUUUACUUAAUAUUGUUACCUUCAAAGAUUCCAUGGUUUUUCUUUGUGCAUUAAUUCUGUCAAUUUUACAGCAUUUUCACCAUUUAAUUAGUUUUGUUGCAUUUACUAAUAUGAAUAACUUCAUAAUAUAAUAUUGUAAUCAUUUGUCUUUGCAAGCAAAAUAUACAUUUUCCUUGUGUUCAAACCAAUUUGUAAUAUAUUACAAAUUGAGAUUUCAUUUAUAUUUUGCCUUUCAAUAGUAUAUAUACUUUUCUUUUCGGGGAAAUUAAUCUGAAUAAAAGAUUAGAAUUUGAACUACCAUCUGUUGUCUUUAUUAUACAUUGGAAAAUAUAUUUUUAUUAAUAGACAAUCAGAAGUUGUCACUUUCCACAGGGGGGGAGGGGGAAACCCCUAAAAAUGUAUCUUCUUAAGAAAUCACCAAUCUUGUAAGAGCCUAUUUCUGAUGGUCAUUCUUGUACCCAGUAAUUUUCUUGAUUCUGUUUUAAUGCCUGCACUUUUCGAAGUCUGUAAGUUAAAUUAUAUUUAAUCUGCCUGCUAUUAUACUUUUAAUUAAAUGUUUACUUUAGCAAAUUAAA
Messenger RNA from Argiope bruennichi, 3864 nucleotides. RefSeq lists its product as uncharacterized. The transcript is spliced from 10 exons. The record is from RefSeq and is a predicted model, not a curated record. Lineage: Eukaryota; Metazoa; Arthropoda; Arachnida; Araneae; Araneidae. The coding region runs from base 145 to 1626 and encodes 493 amino acids.